This is a messenger RNA of Alosa sapidissima (American shad), 2142 nucleotides long. It is a transcript of the gene tmem79b, whose product is annotated as transmembrane protein 79b. The transcript is spliced from 5 exons. The record is from RefSeq and is a predicted model, not a curated record. Bases 359 to 1651 code for a protein of 430 amino acids. Gene Ontology annotation, cellular component: trans-Golgi network membrane; lysosomal membrane. Gene Ontology annotation, biological process: regulated exocytosis. NCBI's taxonomy places the organism in Eukaryota, Metazoa, Chordata, Actinopteri, Clupeiformes, Clupeidae.
GGGUAGCAGAGGCCGAAGGCGAAGGGUAGGAAUUCCGUAAAACAAAGUUUGACUACAUGCCGACAUGAAAUGGCAGCAUUUCAAGGCUUCAUUUGCCAUUGUCGAAAAGAUAGAAAACGUGAGAAACAACUUCAGAUUAGAGGAAGAACACCGUAUUCAGGGAGCUUACCAGAAAUGUUUGCUAUUGGAGUCAGGUACUCAAAGAUUCUCAUCUACUAAUAACAACAAAUAGCAGUCACAAUCAAGGAGAUCUAAAUGUAAUCAGAAAUGGCAUCUGUUAGGCACACAAUAUAGAGUAUGCUACUGAGAUUUCAAUUAAUUAAUUUGUCUGAUACUUCAACUGCCUGAAUUACUGGAUAUGACAGAUGUCCUACAAACAAAUCUGGGGCUGGCUGAGAAAGAGUCCCCAGAAGCAACAGCAGUGCCCCAAACGCCAGGAUUCCCAGCAGAAGGAAAUGAGAAGCUGAAGGAGGCCGAGAAAGGCCUGGAGACGUCUUCCGAAGGAGAGGUCAUGAGUUUUGCAAGCAUGGAGCCCAGUACCUUACAGUGGCCUGCAGAGAAGGAUGCUCUCAACAAGGCUGGGAGGCCAUUGUCUCAGGAGAGCCAGCGUGUGAGCGGAGAAGGGAAGGAGAUGGACGACGAGCGAGCCAGCAUACAGUCCGAGUGCCUGUCGCUCAGGGGAGGGGAGAGCACAACGGAGAGCGAGCGGGAGCUCAGGAUGCGGGAGAAGAUAAAGUCCGCGGACGGAUGGCUGGAGAAGAAGAACGAAAGGGAGGCAGAAUUGGAGUUGAGGGCAGAAUUGGAGUUGAGGGCACAACAAAAAGGAUGUCACAUGGAGAUCGAGAUGGACGAGGUCAACUCCAUGCCAGAAGAGGCAGCACGGGUUUUUAGACCAAACAUGCACCACUCUUCUAUUGUACCCGAGUCCCCCAGAGAUUGGGAUGAUGAGGAUAAGAGCCCUUUCAUAGGAUCUCAUGGUGCUCCAGUGAAUGAAUAUUACAAUGACUGGGAACCACAAGAAUCACCAAAAUUGGGAUGUGUUGGCAGCGGUCGUGAUGUACUGAAAGCCGCCAUCUCCAUGUUCUCGGGUGCUGUGAUCUUCCCUUUUCUGGUUUGGGGGGGAUACGUCUUCCUUCCAUUCGAUGCCCCUUUCCUUGAAACUGCACCCUUGCGGCUGGUCUACACACUGCGAUGCUCUGUGUUUGGUGUGGUGCCCAUUGUGCUGGGACUGUUUGUGUUAGGGAUAUCCCGUAUACGUUUUGGUGCUUUACGUCCCCAGUUUGAGAGUCAGACAGAAGUGAAGGAAGUGGCCGUUCACCGCCGUUUUGUGGAUGAAUCUGUCUCCUUGUUCCUGCUGUACUUCGUUCAGCUGGCUGUGUUGGCUGCUUAUCUGAACCACGACUUACUUAAGCUAGUGCCUCUGUUGACCAUCCUUUUUGCCAUUGGCAGGCUUUGCUACUGGGUUGCCGCAACCAUGGGCAGUAGCCUUAGAGGGUUUGGCUUCGCCCUGUCUUUCCUGCCCAUGGUCACUAUGAUGGUGGCGAACAUGUACUUCAUCUUUGUGCUUGAUGCUGAAGGGAACCUGUUUGCCCAAGAGGCCCGUUCUUCCCAUGACUCCCCUUCCACCUAUCGGCAGAGAUUCUGGGGUUGAUCUGUUACUCCAGGCCUAGGUUGCCAAAUUGGGGUCCUUUUCAUUUAUUUUAAUUUAGAUUACAAUGAUCAAGGUUUUUCUGUGCGAGGCAUUGAGAGUGUGUUUAAUAAAUGAGUCACUGACUUACUGGGUGAUUGCUGUCAGUGAAGUAUGGCACUGAAAAUGUACAUUACAUGAUGAACAAGGCAAAAUAAAUAAACAUGAUUUACUUGAUGUUUUAAUGACUUGUUAGAUGGACUUUUAGUAAAGAAUGGUAUUGUCUUCCAGAGAUUAUUUAAUAGUCGGGGUUAUUCGCAUUCUUAUGGAGGUAACGAUUAGUAUUUAAGCACUUUUUAUGUGAAAACUGAAUUCCCUGUAGUCUAAGUCCAGUUUCUGCAGUAACUUGUAGAUUUGUUUACUUUCCUCAAUAGACAGUAGGGCACAAAGAUAUGUUGAUUUUUGUCUAACCUACAUUGAUAAUGUUUACAUUAAAUGCACAGUCAUAACUCUUC